UGUCAAAGUGUCUGGCUCCCUUCCCCAGGGACAUCUCGGAGCUCUGUGACCUCACUGGGCCCUCAAUGGGCCUCAGUUGCCAGGGACUCCCUAGAGAAGGAACCCUGUCCAGCCCUCCGAGGGGGCCCUCCCCUGGCGUCAGCCUUGGCCGGGGGGACCCCUAGUCUGCCCCAGUGACUCCUGGCCUGGCCUCAUUUCCUCUCUUCUCUCCUCUUAUCCCUACCCUCUCCUCUCAUAGAAUUCGGGGUCCCCUGGCGGGCCAGGGUCUACUUUAGAAGGGCUUCUGGGAGGACUCAGGCCUCCGCACAGGGAUGAGGAGAGGGUGGCUGCUAUGGAAUGCUCGCUGUGCAGUGCCAUCCAGAACGAGGUGGUAGGGGGUUGGGUGGAGGGAUCCAGGGAAACUCCCUGGAGGAGGAGGAGCUCUCGCUGGAAGCCCAGCUCUCAGAAAAGGAAAGCGGUGGCAGGCGACAAGGACCCCUCUCGGGGAAGGGAGUCAGACACUGAAAGGGGCUGAGCCAUCAAAGGCGCUAUUGAGGCAAGAUGACAGCUACUCAGAAACACAGCCUCUUUACGCCAGAACCUCACUACAUCCCUGGCUAUGCCGGCUUCUACCCGCAGCUGCGCUACCAGGUGGGAAACACCUAUGGGCGCACCACAGCACAGCUGCUCACAGACCCCAGCGUGCGCAAGAGCCCCUGCUCGGUGCUGUCCCCCGUCUCCAAGCCCAAGUUCAUCGAGGACUUCAGCAAGCCCAAGCCACCUUUGAUCCCCUACCGAGACCUGGUUGAGCCCUACAUCCCCCACUACACCGGUCUGAAGCCCUACAAGAACUUUGAGAUCCUGGGCCGGUUUCCACCCCACGAGGAGCCGCCGGAGGCAGAGAACGGAUCCAGGGAGGUCCUGCUGCCUGCGGGCUUCGUGCCCUACCCCCCUUACCCCCCGUGCCCACCGGGCAGGAAAGGGGACUCCGAAGAUUUUGGACACCCAGGCCUGCGGCUGGCAUAUGGGGAGGAGGGCUGGAAGAGCACCACCCCUGCCCACGAGGCCCCUGGGCCGGCCCAGCUGUACCACUGCAGGAGGGAUGAAUACCCACCCCCAGGCCACCAGCAGGAGACACUGGACGUGGGCAGGUUUCAGAGGCUCCCCCAGCUGGACCACCCCAACCUGAUCCAACGCAAAGCCAUCUCAGGCUAUGCUGGCUUUGUCCCUCGGUUUGCCUGGGUGAUGGGGGUGAAUUACCGCGAAGGUGUCACACAGGCCAUGGACGAGUUUGACAAGAGCCAGUUCCUGUUCAAAAAUCCCAUCUGUGCUUUGGGGGAAAGGCUGCCCAGAACACACUGGCCCAACACCACCAUCUAUAACAGCCAAGGCCUGAUCCCUUUCUACAUGGGGUUUAUACCAUCCAUGCAAGACAACUACGCGCUGACGUUCGGCAACAGCACCCGCAGAGCGUAUCAGAAGGAACUGGAGAGGCGAAACCAGACACUAUGAAAAUGCUUUAAUGGUGGCGUCUGUACAGCAUGUGACGUCAAGACAGGAAAAGGAGCAAGUGCACACAGAAACACGGCUAUGGGAGAACAGAUUGUGAGCGAUUAAAGAGUUCACACAGCUUC
This is a messenger RNA of Hyaena hyaena (striped hyena), 1613 nucleotides long. It is a transcript of the gene CIMIP2A, whose product is annotated as family with sequence similarity 166 member A. Lineage: Eukaryota; Metazoa; Chordata; Mammalia; Carnivora; Hyaenidae. The record is from RefSeq and is a predicted model, not a curated record. The transcript is spliced from 8 exons. Bases 541 to 1491 code for a protein of 316 amino acids.